Messenger RNA from Rhipicephalus microplus (southern cattle tick), 1299 nucleotides. RefSeq lists its product as uncharacterized. Gene Ontology annotation, molecular function: RNA polymerase II cis-regulatory region sequence-specific DNA binding; DNA-binding transcription factor activity. The record is from RefSeq and is a predicted model, not a curated record. Lineage: Eukaryota; Metazoa; Arthropoda; Arachnida; Ixodida; Ixodidae. Gene Ontology annotation, biological process: regulation of transcription by RNA polymerase II.
AUGGGCGAACCACUACCGACUAGUCAGGUGGGCUCCGACUCGGAGUUGGACGUCGAAGAUGACGACGAGGAAGACUGCGUCAGCACACAGCCGUCGUCGUCAACAGCCGCCGCCAAGAAGGCCGCCAACGCCCUGGGCUUCUCCAUCGCUCGCAUCAUGGCUCCGGACAAGGCGCACCGAAGUAGUGCCUCUUCGGCCACCACCUGUUCUCUCACGGCGAUGCUGCACGACUGGCGCCGAAAGCUGCAGGCCUCGGGGGCUUCCUGGUUCAGGCCCUCCUCUCUGCCGGACGGUGGCCCUCACCACAACGCGCUAGUCGAGCGUCAAGACUCGACCCUGGCCCUGGGCAUCGCCACGACUGCUCUGAGUCAACUGGCCAGGCUACAUCACGGCGGUAGCGGCGGUGCUCUCGUCUACCCGUGGCUACAGCAAGCCUCCGACGUCAUCUCCUCCUCAACUCCUGGAGGAGCGUCGGUGUUGCCAGACGUCGCGACCCAUGGCGAGCAGGUGACCGCGAGGCUGGUGCGACCUCAGCCACGCCUGGCGACCGCGGCGGGUGAAGUCCUGAAGCACUCCAGGCUGCAGGAGUCGGAAAAAGCCAGAGGAUUCGCCGCAGGCGGCGCGCCCAGUGCUAGCGGAGCCAACAAUAAGCAGAAGACUUUCACGUGCACCGAGUGCGGGAAGGUGUUCAACGCCCACUACAACCUGACUCGACACAUGCCCGUGCACACGGGCGCCCGGCCUUUCGUGUGCAAAGUGUGUGGCAAGGGCUUCCGGCAGGCCAGCACUUUGUGUCGCCAUAAGAUCAUCCACACCCAGGAGAAGCCGCACAAGUGCGCUACGUGCGGCAAGGCGUUCAACCGCAGCUCGACGCUCAACACGCACGUUCGCAUACACGCGGGCUUCAAGCCCUGGGUAUGCGAGUACUGCGGCAAGGGUUUUCACCAGAAAGGAAACUACAAGAACCACCGGCUCACGCACACGGGCGAGAAAGCGUACAAGUGCAGCGUGUGCAACAAGGCCUUCCACCAGGUGUACAACCUCACCUUCCACAUGCACACGCACAACGACAAGAAGCCAUACACGUGCAAGGUGUGCGGCAAGGGGUUCUGCAGGAACUUUGACCUCAAGAAGCACUCGCGCAAGCUUCACGAGAGUGUCGUCGCGUCCAGCACAACUCCGUCGCGCCGACCGUCGCCCGCCGAGACGGUGGCGAGGUUCCAGCAGCUGCACGCUCCGUUCGUAGCGGCAUCCGGCAUCCUCGUCGACCGCGCCAUGAUGCCCGCCGCACUCCUCUGA